AUGCAGAAGCGACCACGCGAUUCGUCGUUGCAAUUCGCAACUUCAGGCUUUCCUUCGAAAAUCGUCAGAGAUAACUCAGAAAAAAUUCGCGAGAUGACUGCUGUAUUUGAGACUCUUCUGUUGAAGUUCGUAACGGUGCUCGAGUUAACCCAGCAAUCGGAGACCACCGCCUUACCACAGAUGAAACAGAACUUGUUACAAUCCACCAAUGAUUUCAAGGAUAGUCUCAAGCAGGCAAAAGAGGUCGCCAAUAACCUCCCGGGAGGCGAAUUGUCGGUGCAGGAGCAGGAUGAGAUUAUUGAAAUGUUGGAGAAGCUGAAGGAACGGAAAAGGCAACAAUUGGAAGCCUUUGCAGGACGUGCAAGUUCUAUGGCAGGUGCUUCAAAUACUUUCAAGUCAGACAAGAUGGAAGUCGACUCCACAGCGUCGACUCCUUCAGGUCUUCCCUUGUUUCCUUCGUUUCUCCCAUUUACCUUAGUUCUUACACUCAUCCGACGAACGUCAGGUGAAGGUGUAACGUGGCAGAGCCCUUCCGCUGGGGAUGUGUACGCGUCUGGAGACACCAUCGUCGGACAGUGGAGUGCGGCACAGUCUGUCGUAUCGCCUUCCUUCAGUCUUUGCGCUCUUCAAGCUAAGAACGUUACUGGCCCAGGAGGAGGGACUUGUGGUUCAAGGGUAUGGCCCACCGUAGACCAGAGUGAUGGGUCACCUAGGAUUUAUCUCUCUCUGCCAAACGUAUCUUCUCCUUCGCAGUUUUAUCUUCAGCUGAAAGAUGACUUUGGGAACAAGGCGGACUCGCCGUUGUUUUCUCUUAACCCUGCUUCCCCGGAUGAAAAUACCGAUGAUUCUGUCCCAGCAACCACGACAUCUCUCACUGCUGUCAGCACCGAUUCAAUUGCCAACACGAAAUCGUCUGGCGGUUCUAGUAGUAAUACCGUCUCGUCCAGCAGCACCGGCAGUCCUGUGUCAUCCAGCGGCAAGAGUGCCUCGCGCAGUGGCAAUGUCAUUUCGCAUGGCAGCAGUGUUGUCUCACCUACGGCAUCCUCACCUACUAGCUCUACCUCCGCAGUGCUUGCCUCCGACAUCAUUCCCUCCUUACCCAACUUCGACGAAGCACGCAUGCCCUCACCCACUGUCGCCUAUGCACUCCCGCUCUCCGUCGUCGUCUCUGUGCUCCUCAUCGCUGGCAUCCUCUCCGUGCACCACCGACGCAAGCUCAGGAACGAGUGCCUCCAGGAAAAACAGGCGCAAACUGCUCACGCACUUUCCCGCCAAUCGAGCGCGAGCGGAAGCACGAGCACGCGUACGCUUGUUGAUACCGCCCCGCGCCCGUACCCGCCGAGCCUGGUGGGAUGGAUCAGAAGCUCGAGCAGAAGUACGAAAACUGAGCAUGUGCCUGCGCUUACGGGCGACCGAUCUCCCUCGAUUAAGCGGCAGCCUCGACGUAUGACGCGCGAGCCGUUCUAUACGGACACUGGCCGCCGCAGGAAUCCAACUCGCGUUCCCGCGGGUGUCUUUCGCGCCGCUGUAUCCCCUGUGCCGCCCGCUCCGUCAAAGUUCGACCUGGACGACGAGCUAGAUGAGGAUCGCGACCUGAACGCGUCCGUGAACGAGUCUGUAGUCUCGCGUUACUUCCACUCGUCCCCGAUCCCUCCACCCUCACCAACACCCCCCUUCUCACCUAGCGAGGUGGUCAUCAGACCGGAGAUGGCACAUGUGCGCAGAUGCGCGGGUGCAGAAGUGAACAAGCCACUGCCUGCGAGCCCUGCAGAUGCGGAACUGUACGACGCUGUGGUGCACAAGUUGUCUAAGUUAGACGGUGCACGCGGUUAUUCAAGGCGAUGA
Molecule: messenger RNA, 1845 nt
Organism: Sparassis crispa
Lineage: Eukaryota; Fungi; Basidiomycota; Agaricomycetes; Polyporales; Sparassidaceae
Exons: 6
Coding region: 1-1845 (614 amino acids)
Biological process (GO): regulation of transcription by RNA polymerase II
Cellular component (GO): mediator complex
Molecular function (GO): transcription coregulator activity
Source: RefSeq, a predicted model, not a curated record